Molecule: messenger RNA, 2526 nt
Organism: Pogona vitticeps (central bearded dragon)
Lineage: Eukaryota; Metazoa; Chordata; Lepidosauria; Squamata; Agamidae
Gene: AKT2
Product: AKT serine/threonine kinase 2
Biological process (GO): protein phosphorylation
Molecular function (GO): ATP binding; protein serine/threonine kinase activity
Source: RefSeq, a predicted model, not a curated record
UGCGUGGGCCCGGUGGGGGCGGGGUUUCCGGGAGCGCGGGCGCCGUCGGGCCUGCCGCCGCGCUGCUGCUGAGGAGGAGGAGGAGGAGGAGGGUGAGGAUGGUGGGCCUCAGCCUGAGGAGACGCCGGUAGCGGCCACAGGUCACCCAUCAACCUGACCUUGUUCAGCUGGCAGAAUCUCAGCCCUGUCAGCAUCCUAACAGGGCCGCAUCAUCAUGAACGAGGUUUCAGUCAUCAAGGAGGGUUGGCUGCACAAGAGAGGGGAAUACAUCAAAACCUGGAGGCCAAGGUACUUCCUCCUGAAAAGCGACGGGUCUUUCAUUGGGUACAAGGAGAAGCCAGAAACGUCGGACCAGAGCCUGCCCCCUUUGAAUGACUUCUCUGUGGCAGAAUGCCAGCUCAUGAGGGUCGAGCGUCCCAGGCCAAACACCUUCAUCAUUCGCUGUUUGCAGUGGACGACAGUCAUCGAAAGGACGUUCCACGUGGACUCCCCGGAUGAAAGGGAGGAAUGGAUCCAGGCCAUUCAGAUGGUUGCCAACAGCUUAAAGAACCAGGAACCAGAUGGAGAGGAUCGGAUGGAGUACAAAUGUGGGUCUCCCAGUGACAGCACAGGGGCUGAGGAGAUGGAGGUGGCUGUGACCAAGACGCGGGCCAAGGCGACCAUGAACGACUUUGACUACCUGAAGCUCCUCGGGAAGGGCACGUUUGGCAAGGUCAUCCUUGUGCGGGAGAAGGCCACGGGGCGCUACUACGCCAUGAAGAUCCUACGCAAGGAAGUCAUCAUCGCCAAGGACGAGGUGGCCCACACGGUGACAGAGAGCCGGGUCCUGCAGAACACCAGGCAUCCUUUCCUCACGGCCCUGAAAUAUGCGUUCCAGACAAACGACCGCCUCUGCUUCGUCAUGGAAUACGCCAACGGCGGGGAGCUCUUUUUUCAUCUUUCAAGAGAGCGUGUCUUCACAGAGGAUCGGGCCCGUUUCUAUGGGGCUGAAAUUGUUUCCGCCCUGGAAUACCUCCACUCCCGGGACGUUGUUUACCGCGACAUCAAGCUGGAAAACCUGAUGCUGGAUAAAGACGGACAUAUAAAAAUCACAGACUUUGGGCUGUGCAAGGAGGGCAUCACCGACGGAGCCACGAUGAAGACUUUCUGCGGGACGCCGGAGUACCUGGCCCCCGAGGUGCUGGAGGACAACGACUACGGGCGGGCCGUGGACUGGUGGGGCCUGGGCGUGGUCAUGUACGAGAUGAUGUGCGGGCGCCUCCCCUUCUACAACCAGGACCACGAGCGCCUCUUCGAGCUCAUCCUCAUGGAGGAGAUUCGGUUCCCACGCACGCUCAGCCCCGAGGCCAAAGCCUUGCUGGCUGGGUUGUUGAAGAAGGACCCCAAGCAGAGGCUAGGGGGUGGUCCUAACGAUGCCAAGGAGGUGAUGGAGCACCGUUUCUUCGCCGCCAUUAACUGGCAGGAUGUGGUUCAAAAGAAGCUCAUCCCCCCUUUCAAGCCCCAGGUGACGUCUGAAAUCGACACUCGGUACUUCGACGAUGAGUUCACGGCGCAGUCGAUCACCAUCACCCCGCCAGACCGAUAUGACAGCAUGGGCUCCUUAGAUGCCGACCAGCGGACUCACUUCCCACAGUUCUCCUACUCAGCCAGCAUACGGGAGUAGGCGGGAGCCCUCCCCUGGUGCACCUGCAGGGGAGACUGGAGGGUUUUGCAGACAGCAGGACUGUGUCGGGGGCAAAGGCGGUUUGCUCUGGCCCCUUCGGCCCCCUCCCCUCAGGCCACUGGCUCUGCCGCGCCCCGGCUUCCGGAGGGCCCAAGCCGACUUCCCCUGGGCCUGCCCCACGUGGCCUCUGGCAGCCGGGCCACCGAGAAGGUCUUUGUGCUCACGACACCAUCGGGAAGCUGCUUGGACCAGCGGGGUCUCUUUUCGCCUCCUCUGGGGCAUCCAUCCGACUCCCAGCCUCCGAUCCACUUUUAGAGAACCUGCUGCAACCUCCUGGGAUGUUUCCCCGAGAAGCCCUUUGGUGCCAACAAGAGCCCAACGCACAAGUGUCUCUGAAGCCGGGCAAAGGCUUGCUGGAGAGGGAGGGGGGAACCCUGUGGAGCCCAAGGAGCCGUUUCCCGUGGGGAACUGACACGCAACAUCCGAAGGCACUUCUGGAACAGCAGCCGUGGAGCGUGGAGGACCUCUCUCUCUCCUCCCGCAGGGUGAUGCUGACCAGCAGAAGGCCUGGACCGGUUAACGCGGACCCUCCCUUCCCAGCCGCUUCCCCAGGACUCGCACCGUGGAGGUGGACAGGCUCCGAAACAGUUCCGGGUUGUCGGCAAAGCGAAGGCGGCUUCUUUCUGCCUCCUCCUGCUUGUGCGUUCCUGUGCAGCUUCUUUGCAGAGAUGAACUCCCUGAGGCUGCCGGGGGGGGGGGGGGGGGCUCCACUUGACACCACCAAGGGGCAGGGGGCACCGCCUCCUGGUGGCCACCAAAGCAAUAACGGCUACCUGCAGGAACUGCCUUAAGCCAAGGAUGAG